Heterostelium album PN500 is the source of this 252-nucleotide messenger RNA. RefSeq lists its product as uncharacterized. Bases 1 to 252 code for a protein of 83 amino acids. The transcript has a single exon. NCBI's taxonomy places the organism in Eukaryota, Evosea, Eumycetozoa, Acytosteliales, Acytosteliaceae. The record is from RefSeq and is a predicted model, not a curated record.
AUGGAUAUGGAGUCAUUCCAAGCAAAAUGUAUUACUCUUUUAUAUAACCUUAGAUUCUUUUUCAGAUGUAUGUAUCUAUAUAGCAUUUCUUGUGAUUAUCAUGCAUUAAUCUCUAUUUGUUUUGUUUAUUAUCAAAUCAACAGUACCUUUAGCUCUUUUAAAUAUAGUUGUAAUUGUAUUCCUGCUUAUAUUUGGUUAGAUUCAUUCAAAAAAGAAAAAGAAAAACAAACAAAUAUAUAUAGUUACUUUUAA